AUGGACGACAACGGCGACGACGCGCUCCUGUACUGCGGCGAGGACGCCGGCGAGCUGGAGCGCGACGACCGCGAGCCGGGGACGUCGUCGUCGUCGACGUGCACCGCCGCCGCAGCUGACGACGGAGGACAUGGUGAGUGCUUCUGCUACGACGACGACGACGACGCGCCCGUCGACACCGAGUUCGUCGUGCCCGCGUUCUCGCCGCCGGGGCGCCGGCCGGGGGCCGUCGUCCACCGGCCCGGAAGCUGGUCGGAGUCCGUCUCCUGGAUCCUCAAGGUCCGGUCGUUCCACGGCUUCCAGCCGGCGACGGCGUACCUCGCCGUGAGCUACAUGGACAGGUUCCUGUCCUCUCGCACUCUGCCGGAUUAUGGAUGGGCAUCCCAGUUGCUAUGUGUGGCUUGCUUGUCUCUGGCUGCCAAGAUGGAAGAAACCUCUUCACCACCCCUCCUCAACCUUCAAAUCGAAGGAACAAGGUUCAUUUUUGAGCCUCGGACGAUCCAGAGGAUGGAGCUCAUCGUGCUGGUCGAGCUGGACUGGAGGCUCCGGUCGCUGACGCCUUUCGCCUUUGUUGAUUUCUUCGCUUUCAAGGCCGGCUCCUCCGGGAGAAACUCGAGGAUCUUGGCGUUGCGCACUUGCCAAAUAAUUCUCGAUGCAAUUCAUGAGACCGAGUUCCUGAACCACUGCGCCUCAUCAAUGGCGGCAGCGGCGGUGCUAUUGGCAGUAAAUGAGUCGCCAGCGGCCAUGGCUUGCAGGAGCGUCAGCCCUGAAUCAGUUGCCUCGUGGUGCGUUGGCCUGACUGAGGAAGGGAUCAGCAGUUGCUACCAGCUGCUGCAGCAGCAGCAAGCUCUGAAUACUGCGAGAGAGAGGAGGCGGCAUCUGAUGAUACUGCUCGCGCCGCAGCUGAGACCAAUGAAUUGUUCGUCAGUAGCAAGUUCAUCUUCCCGGGGCAAAAGGCGCAAACUUGGUGGCCAUUUCGGAGAAGAGUGAAUCUUUUCUCUUUGUUUUUGAGUCUGAAUCAA
Molecule: messenger RNA, 1022 nt
Organism: Oryza brachyantha (malo sina)
Lineage: Eukaryota; Viridiplantae; Streptophyta; Magnoliopsida; Poales; Poaceae
Product: cyclin-D1-1-like
Exons: 6
Coding region: 1-990 (329 amino acids)
Biological process (GO): regulation of cyclin-dependent protein serine/threonine kinase activity; mitotic cell cycle phase transition
Cellular component (GO): nucleus; cyclin-dependent protein kinase holoenzyme complex; cytoplasm
Molecular function (GO): cyclin-dependent protein serine/threonine kinase regulator activity
Source: RefSeq, a predicted model, not a curated record